AUGCUUCCCAGAACAUCUCAGAAGCUAUGUGAAAAUGAUGAUAUUUCUGUCUUGACCAAGAAAGAAAUAAUUUUCCACUCGUUUCCUGCAAAGUGGCAGGAUACUUUCCAUCAACAAAAAGGAACAAUUGAAGAUCCCAACAUCACCUUGCAAAUGGUCAAAACUUAUAUGCAAGCUACCAAGAUCUUGUCCGACAAUGUCCAAAUCUCAAAGCAGCAUGCUCAUGAAAAGCCUCAACGCACUGGUGGCUCCAUACAGCAUUCUUGCCAAGGACGUGGACGUGGACGUGGAUGCAGAAGUUACGGUAAUCGUCGAACCACUUCCAAUCCACCCUAUCCAAGCUAUCAAAUCAAGGAACUCAGAAUCAAGGAUAUCGCUAUCCUCCAAGAUCUCAAGGCAACUAUCAAGGACAAUCUUUGGGAGCCAGUUCUCGAACCGAAGGACGCUUUGGGCAAUGCAACCAUCAAGCCAAUCUGCCUCCAAACAACCGACCUCCAGGGAAUUUUCAAAACUGAAACCCUCAAAACCAUCAUUAUGCUGAAUCACAUUACAAUCAAGACAGAAGUCAAGCCAAAGGCUCAGUUCCUGCUGGAACGUAUUACAACAAUCAGGAAGCGGAAUGCUUUGUUCCGGUUGGAACUGCCCCAAAGUGGGCUAAGGCGGAAUGCCUUCUGCCAAAGAGCAGCAUGA
Cylindrotheca closterium is the source of this 690-nucleotide messenger RNA. The record is from the annotation of a GenBank genome assembly. NCBI's taxonomy places the organism in Eukaryota, Bacillariophyta, Bacillariophyceae, Bacillariales, Bacillariaceae.